CGGCUGGGAGGCAGUGUGGAGCCAACUGUGUGACGAGCAGGUUUGAGCUGCACCGCAGUGUCACGUUGCUAACAGCGGGGUCAUGUGAUGGCACAGGUCAUGUUAGGGUAGCCAUGUGUCACGGAACUGGUUGUAAGAUGCGGCCCUGGAUUUCGUCGGUUCCCGCGCCGUAGCGAUUCCACUGUCUUGUGGACGACCAGUACGUAUGUCCGGGGCAUAAGGGUAUACGCCUCUCCGUCCGUCCGUCCGUCUAAUUCAAGUUAUUUUCGCACAGAAACUAUCCAGCGUAGGAUGUCCGGGGUGCCGGUGGUGGGACGGUAUGUGUCACGGAGCUGGAGCAGCGGGUCCGGGGCAGCCCAGCGGGGCGGCGGCGACCAGCGCCACCAACCGUCACCACCACAACGCCCCAGGUCACCCUGGAGGAUCCCUGCCUUCUUCAGGAGGAAGUUUGAGAUCGCUCAGCGUGGUGGAGGACGUGUGGCGAGCACAGCACCUGGAGAGAGUGAAGGGGGUGUGGCAGUCACGGAGGAGGCCUUCAAGGACCCACCUCCAACACUGAAGGAUCCCCAUAAGGACCCCAUGAGAGAGUCGACCAGCACCGAUCCUAUCAAGGACUUCGAAGCAACUCCGUCACCUUAUGAGGAGCCAGAGGUGUGUGCUCUGAGUGACGAUGGUGACAGUAUCCACCGCCGGCUGAUAAAGAGCUCUCCCAUUCGGCAGAUUCGGGAUGUGACUUUUAGAGAGCCUCGCUACCUAGAUCUUUUUGACCCCAGUGUCUCAGUUGUGAGGGAUCCCAAACUUGACCUACCAAAGCCUGCGUCCAAGAGCCGUGCCCAUAGCAUCUUCAGCCGCUUUCUCUCCUCCUUAGCCUCCACUAAGGUUAUCAUAGCUUGUAGCAUCAUCUUAGUGGUGUUGGUGGUUGUGAUAGUAACACUGGCAUCUACCUCCCAAGGAACAUUUUUCAGCCCUGAUCCUCGUAUCCAGCAUCCCCACGUCACCACUGUCACUACUUGUGGUCCUGUUCAAGGCACUAUACAGGAUGGAUCGUAUGUGUUUCGUGGGAUACCAUAUGCUAUUCCUCCGCUUGGAAAGUUGCGGUUUCGUCCAGCACAACUCCAGACUAACCUGAAUGAUUGCUGGACUGGAACCUAUGUGGCUAAUGUAACUCAGCCAUGCUGGAGCUAUGAUAGUCAGGGAGCUGUGGUAGAGGGAUCUGAAGAUUGUUUACUGAUAGAUGUCUUCACACCCCAACUUGGGUAUGACUCACCACUCCCAGUAAUAGUUUUUGUUGGAGGAGCUAGUUUGGGUGGAGACACACAAAGACCCUGGCUACUUACUAAGGCUGCAGGUCUCGCCAAAACCAAACGUGUAGUGGUUUUGUCACCACAGGUUCGUCGGGGACUUCUGGGUUUCUUCCCUCAUCCAAAAUUGGCAGCAUCAACCUACCCUCACACUGCAGGAAACCAGGGGGUGUCGGACUUGUUAACAGCACUCACCUGGGUGCAGCACAACGUAGAACAUUUUGGUGGUGACCCAGAGCAAGUGACGUUCUUGGGACAUCAAGCAGGAGCCGCAAUGGCAUGGCCGCUUAUUUCCUCACCUCAAGGACAUAGGCUUGUACAUUCUGCCUGGGUGACUGGCUCUGUACCUUUGUAUCCAGAGAUUCCAUGGCGUGAAGCAGACCCAGAACUGGUUGAUUCACUUAAUUGUUCAACUGUGAUGUGUCUCGAGUCCAUCCCAGCUCGUACUGUGAUGGAGGCUCCACCCCUGGAGUGGCGUCAUCCCCAAGGCCGCCCAUGGCUAUUGGCUGAUGGUGUCAUUGUUCCCUUUCUCCCGUCCAUGCCACAAGUGCCUCUCAUGAUUGGGUCAACUGAACAAGCAGCUGCACAUUUUCUGUUAUCUUGGCGGGAACGUCUUGGCAUCUCACAUCAGCAACUUCUUGAUGCAGCUGUUGACGGUUUGCGACUGAAUGAAGUUAAUUAUGGACAGCCAGUGUGGUCUGGUAGUCCUGCAUAUGGUCAUGUUAACUGGCCAGGAGAUAAGGGUGGUCAAAACGUCUGGCCUCAGCCUCCAAGAAAUGAUGAGAGUUCAGAAUUAGGCAGCAUAAUACCAGGAUCAGCAGAGGCAGAGGCUGCCUUGGAAUGGUAUUCUAAUUUGAAAGAUGAUCCUUGGCUUCUCCUUACCACUUUAGUAUCUGAUGCUACUGUUACAUGUCCUACCUUGGCCACUGCUGAAAAACUAUCUAGGACACUCUCUCAUAAUCAUCCCACUGGGACUGAAGAUGUACCUGUUUAUGCUUAUGUGUCACGCCAUGCUCGGGUUAGCCGAGCUGGAGCUGUGGCAGAUGGAUUGUCUGAUAUCGAGUCAAUUUUAGGAGUAUUUCAAUCUCAGACUGACAAAGAUGUCCAAUAUGCUCGCACUAUCCAGGACUUGUUUUUUUUCUUUGUGAACUAUGGCUCCCCAGAGUGGCAGUCUCCCACACCUGCUCACCUGGGAGUGUACAUGUUAGAUGGAAAUAUAAAUGUGGAACAUUCAAGACUCCAGUGUGAACAUUGGUCCAACUCCUCCCACUUAAUGAGAAGAUUUUAGUGAAUUACAAAUUCUAUCAAAUAAUUCCUUAAAGUAUGAAAUACUUUAUUCAUUACUUUGCUGGGAUGGACUCCUGAUACUUUCAAACUUUGUUUGCUUUUUUUCCAGGGGGAGGGGGGUUUAGAUUGUAAAAAGUUGAGUACUCAUGUGAAUAUAAAAAUUGAUUGCAUAGGUUUCCCCAGUAAAUUUUGCAUAGAUUAAAGUCUUCUGCUUUAUAAAAUAUUGUAGCUCAAUUUAUUAUUUAACUUUCCAUUACCACUGUGCCUUUUGAUAUACAGAAAUCAUUGCAGGCAAAUUUACAGUUUUCUCAAAGAUGGAUGCCUUAGUAAUAACCUGAGAAUACCUGUAAUGACAGUCUUGAAACCAAUGAUUUAGUACCUACCUCAAGAAGGUUCUCUAGCUAAUUAAUCAUUGGGAUAAUGACUUGAAAUUUGUGUAUUGCACAUAAAUAUGUUUAUUUGAGAGAUCUUUUGUAGAUUCUCAUAGUAUUAGAAAAGUGAAAUGACUACUGCCGAGCAAUAUAACACUGCCACAUUGCCUCUGAUCUCACUGUGACAUGUAAUGCAGGAACCCAAGUCUUUCAGCAGCUCGUGUCACAAGCCAAAGAUAAUGAGCUAAGAUGGUGGAUAAAGGUAGGCUGCUAAUUUGGGAUUAAUGUUCUGGGUUGAAGAACUGUACAUAAAUAUUUUAAAAGAAAAUAAUAGGUAAGGUUUUAUUGUUUUUAAUGUGUGAAGCAUAGCUAUUUGUCUGACCAAAUUAUUCUGCUUAAAGAAUUGAUAUAAGCAAGCAUCUGUGUGUAAUCAAGUCUUAGAUUGGGUUUAUCAGUAUUUUUACACUUAUUUUUAUAUUCCAUAACUACUCUCAGUAUAGUCAGUGAUAAAUGUAAUAAAGAUUAACAAAGGUAAUCUAUUUCAUUUCCAUAGAACAAUGACAAAAAAUUUCCCAAAUUUAAGCAGACCACCUGAACCCCUCUGACUUAGCCGAUACUACAAAUUGUAUGCAAAGAUUUAAGUUGAGUACUGUCUGAAUAUUUCAAAUUGUAGUUAAUGUUUUUAUUUAUGAAAAUGUAUAAUUAAGAAUUCGAAAUCAUGCAUGAACUCAUAUUGAGAAUCAUGUAAUUUAUUCAACUGAAGGCUGUAUAUAUA
Homarus americanus (American lobster) is the source of this 3734-nucleotide messenger RNA. It is a transcript of the gene Nrt, whose product is annotated as neurotactin-like. Lineage: Eukaryota; Metazoa; Arthropoda; Malacostraca; Decapoda; Nephropidae. The record is from RefSeq and is a predicted model, not a curated record. The transcript is spliced from 9 exons. Bases 292 to 2589 code for a protein of 765 amino acids.